Myripristis murdjan (pinecone soldierfish) is the source of this 3768-nucleotide messenger RNA. RefSeq names its product von Willebrand factor A domain containing 7 (gene vwa7). NCBI's taxonomy places the organism in Eukaryota, Metazoa, Chordata, Actinopteri, Holocentriformes, Holocentridae. The transcript is spliced from 17 exons. The coding region runs from base 91 to 3141 and encodes 1016 amino acids. The record is from RefSeq and is a predicted model, not a curated record.
UGUCUGAACACCACAAGUAAAGGGAAAGAGACAAAAUAACAGGAUGAACUGAGGUUUAAUGUUAUCUGGCUACCCUAUCACCAGGAAGUGAUGUCAUCGAGUGGAGUAAGAGUUUGGGACAGGAGUGGGAUGUGGAUGCACUGGUUCGCUGUUGCUUACCUACUCAUGGCUGUGCCGUGCAUGGGCUUCCUCCCCAACUUCUGGUCCCGAGUAUUAACUCUGUCUUGGGGCUCACACACACAUCAGCACAUCACAGAGCAGGCCAUUCUCAAUGUCACCCUGGAGACUUUGAUGGCCAGUAACAAACAGCAGCACAACCUCACACAGGAACAGACCGGGCUGGGUCGUGGCUUCUGGCGAGCCGUGGGGGAAGUGGUCAAGUCCAAUGCAGCCAUGGACUUCUUGAGCUCUACCAGGUCUGACCCGGUCUACCACUUUGAUUCAGAGCGUGUGGACAGCGCCAUGGUGAUGCUGAGGCAGUUCUGGGCCCAGACUCUGCUUUCAGUUCGAGCCAAAGAGUACCAAACUGCCCGCCAAAGCUUGGGCCAGCUGUUUCACUCUCUGCAGGACUUUUACAGCCACAGUAACUGGGUGGAGAUGGGCCAGCAUACCAUCUACCUUCACCUGCUGCAGCCUGAAGAGCCAGCCCUCCCUGUGGCUAAAGAUGACACUCCCACCUGUAUGGAGUGUUUCAGCGCCACCUGUCGAGACAAUCUCCUGCCGAGACUGGCCCACAGACAGCAGCACUCCCCGCUGCUCACCACCGGUUACUUCAGCACCGUGCCCUCCAAACCAGAGGGCAAAUGUAGUCAUGGGGGUAUUCUGGACAGCAGCCGCCAUAAGGGCGCCAAAGGGGGCAUCAACAAGGACAGCACCUCGCCACUUUUCUCUCCUCACCAUUACCUCCACGUGGAAGCUGCCAACCUGGCAACGGAGGCCACCCUGUCUGUCCUGAGAGACCUUCGAGACACCGUGGGCCACACAAGCUUCCUCAAGCUCUUCAGUGUGAAGCAGGCUCCCGCGCUGGUGUUUGUCAUGGACACUACAGGUAGCAUGUUUGAGGAGAUCACUGCUGCUCGUCGCCGGGCCUUCUCCAUCAUCCAGAACCGUGCUGAGACCCCCGGGCAGCCUCGCACCUUCCUGCUCGUGCCCUUCCAUGACCCAGACGUAGGACCAGUGUAUGAGACAGAUGACCCGGACCAGUUCAUGUCCUACAUGGAGGACCUGAUGGCUCUGGGAGGAGGAGACGAGCCCGAGAUGUGCCUCUCUGCCAUCCAGCUGGCGCUCACGCACAGCCCACCGCUGUCAGAGAUCUUUGUAUUCACUGAUGCUUCCCCCAAAGACGCCCACUUGUUCAGUGCAGUGAAGGCUCUCACACUGGAGAAACAAUGCAAGGUGACUUUUCUCCUAACUGAGGACCCCAGUCAGACAAUGAAAAGUCGAGGGAAGAGGAGGAAAAGGCGCUCAGAGCCUCUGUCCCCUGACCGUUUUUCCCUGUACUCCUCCCUGUCCUCUGUGUCGGGGGGUCUGACAGUAUUCACCACUAACUCUGACAUCCACAGGGUCUCUACCAUAGUGGAGGAUAACACAGCUGCUAACAAGGUGACCCUCCUCCAUGUGGAGAGUGAGGAUGAUCUGAUGUCAUCUCAUUCCUUCAGAGUUGACAGCUCGGUCAAGACCGUCACCCUCCACGUCACUGGCAACCUGAUCGACUGCAGCCUCACUGAUCCUUCAGGCCGUAGCCAGUCUCUGCUGAGUGAGCACGGUCCUCUGGCAGAACUGGAGCACUUUAAAGGUCUGUACCGCAUUAGCCUGCUCUCUCCGAUACAGCCGGGCCAAUGGGACCUCCAAGCCAGGACAGAUGGCCACUUCACAUUCAAUAUUAUAGGUGACAGCAAUGUGGACUUCCUGUAUUACUUUGCCACUGUAGCCAAUGAGACACACCCAGGUUUGGCCAGAGUGGAUGGCAGUCCAAUAGCAGGUAUCCCUAUCUUUCUGGUGCUGGCUGUUACGGGCCUAGCUCCCAAUCAGGAUGCCUCUUUCAGUCAUGCGACACUGUUGGGAGCCAAUGGGGAGAGCCUUCAGCAGGUGUGGCUCAACUCAUCGUCUUCUUCAUCUUCGUACUCUGGAGAGGAGCUGGUAGGUUGGGUGGAGUCCGUUCCCCGAGUUCCCUUCUGUAUCCGCCUCUCAGGACGAGACAGCAGAGGAAACAAGCUGGAGAGGGUUUCCACGGAGAUGAUACAGCCCACUCACGUUCAGAUACAGGUGCUGUCUGUCCCGCGCCUGGUUCCUGGUCACAGCGCCAUGGUGCACUUUGAUGUCCUGAACCACGGCCCGGCCCGACUCUUUAAUCUGACGGCUGAUGAUGACUCCGGAUAUCUUCAUCAGAGAGGACCUCACAGCUUCCCUGUCGCAGAACGAGGGUCUCUGCGUGGUCAGGUGGACCUCCACACACCUGCCACGGCCGAGGCAGGACAGACUGUCACCCUGACACUCACCGUACGCGCUCUUGAUUCCCCAGACUCAAAUUAUGCAGUGGCUUACCUGACAGUUUUCCCUCCGGACCCUGACAUUUCCCCUCCCUCAUGCUCCACAACACAAGUACAGCGGCCCUGCCCUGCCCAGUGCACCAACUCCACAUGGAGUGUAUCACUGGCCGUGUCAGACAGGGGGCGCUCUGGCCUUGCUGCCCUGCAGCUGCAUCAGGGUGGGGGCGUUCUCACUCUGUUCCACAGCCCCCCAACAACAGGGGACAGCCUGGAAGAGGCCCAGCUCCAGGCAGACCAAAACAGGACAGGCCACGGGAGCCAUCACCGCCCCCACUCCCACCCCCACCACAGAGCCCGAUUAAAGAAAGGAGACCCUCCUAUGAACGUGUCUGAGUGGGUGGCAGGCUCAUCUCAGCCCUUGUGGGGAAGGUACACGUCCAGCUGCUGUGCUCCUCAGGCAGAGCUGCUGGUGUGGGACGGGGCAGGGAACAUGAGGCGCUGCCAUCUAAGCUCCAGCCAGCAGAGGCAGAAAAAGGAGAGAAGCACAGAAACCAGUGGAGCUGGAACAAUGACACACACAAGCUUUUUACCCCCUUGCAUUGGGCUUAUUAUUGUCAGUAUGACUACAAAGGUGUUUUGCUGGUCAAACUAAUCUGUGUGUUGACUACUGGAUUCCAGCACGCUCAGCGUCAGAUGAGCUAAACAACGGACAUAUCAUGGCUAAUAUUGUGCUCAAAGACAUACCGUGUGCCAAGCAUACAGCUGUUUUUUUAAUCAAAAUGAUUAUCUGGAUAGUUAUGGACUCCGAGGGAAACUUCACCCACCUGUUCCAUGAGACAGGUGUAUAGGACCUGCCUUUCAAAAAGACUCACGCACAUUGUUGAACUUGCAAUAAUAAAUUUGCUUUGCAAUGUUUUGGCACUAGUCCUUGAUCAGGGAAGUUAUGGACACAUCAUGGACAAAAUUUUAAGAGCAAAUAAUCAUGCAUUUAAUGCACAAGAAAUUGUCUUAAUGAUAUUUUUUUACAUCAAUAGUUGCUGUAACAAAUCAUCAUAAUGUUAAUAAAUGUUUGGUUGCUGUACCAAGUAUAUAUGCUGCAUUUUGAAACAGUUUCAUGCCAGGACAGUUUUGUAUACCAGUAAUUGGUAUCAAUUUGAUAUUGUGCUGUUACAUCAAAAUGAAGGACCUGCUGCACAGCGUACAUUACCCACACACCCACACUCAGUCAGAACCUCUUCAUAAGAUCUUCCUCACAUACAGACUACUGAUUGCUCAUGCG